AUGGAAGAUAUUACAAUAAGCGUUAUUCUUUCUAUCCAUUUAUCUCUGCCUGUCCAGUAUCUAUCUACCUAUGCCUGUCCAGUAUCUAUCUACCUCUGCCUGUCCAGUAUCUAUCUACCUCUGCCUGUCCAGCAUCUAUCUACCUCUACCUCUAUCCUGUCCAGUAUCUAUCUACCUCUGCCUGUCCAGUAUCUAUCUACCUCUGCCUGUCCAGUAUCUAUCUACCUCUGCCUGUCCAGUAUCUAUCUACCUCUGCCUGUCCAGUAUCUAUCUACCUCUGCCUGUCCAGUAUCUAUCUACCUCUGCCUGUCCAGUAUCUAUCUACCUCUGCCUGUCCAGUAUCUAUCUACCUCUGCCUGUCCAGUAUCUAUCUACCUAUCUGUCUCUGCAUGUUCAUAUCUGUGUAUCAAGUCAUAUCUAUCACACUAUCUCUACCUGUUAUCUAGUUGUAUCUAUCUAUUGCACUGUCUCUGCUUGUUCCCAUCUAUCUAUAUCUAA
Acanthosepion pharaonis is the source of this 498-nucleotide messenger RNA. Lineage: Eukaryota; Metazoa; Mollusca; Cephalopoda; Sepiida; Sepiidae. The record is from the annotation of a GenBank genome assembly.